This is a messenger RNA of Saprolegnia parasitica CBS 223.65, 2356 nucleotides long. RefSeq lists its product as hypothetical. Lineage: Eukaryota; Oomycota; Saprolegniomycetes; Saprolegniales; Saprolegniaceae. The transcript is spliced from 2 exons. The coding region runs from base 38 to 2356 and encodes 772 amino acids. The record is from RefSeq and is a predicted model, not a curated record.
ACGUGGGUUUCGCGUGGCAGAGUUGGUUUUUGGCGCGAUGUCCAACCCGGCGAUCGCCGAGUAUGAAGCCGCGUACAAGUUGCUCAAGGAGCCGUGCGCGUUCGUCACCAAGGGCGCGCACCCGCAUCCGGCGCCGCUGCUCUUCCGCCUCACGGGCAUGGACGAGCCGCUCGCAUGGCCGCUCUGCUCCGCGCAGGCAGCGCAGAUCGCCGCGCUCUACCCCAACAAGCUCAUUUCCGAGUCCGACAUCCACUUUGAAAGCCGAUACCUCAGCGAACGCGAGCACAUUCUCAGCGAGAUCGACCGUGUCCGUCUUCCGCACUUGGGGCCAUCGAAUGGCGCGUUCAUGGAUCUCUCGCACAUGGUCGUGGACGACGUCGGCGACGCCGAUCUCUUUCGCUUGCAGCCGUCCGAUGACGACGAGGCCAACGCGACUACGUUUGGUGUGCUCAUCGUGCUGCUUCCAUCCGUGCAUACCGGCGGCGUCAUCACGUUCACCUACGGCAACCACUCGGAAACGUUUGAUGACGAUACGUCGCUGCUUGAGACGUCGUUUGCCGCCGCGUUUCUCUCCACCGUGUCUGCAUUGUCGACGUCGUCGGUGUCUUGGACUUUCUCAUGCGCCGACACGCGCGAGCUUCUACUGGGUGCGAUACCAUACUUUGGCUUCCAUGGACCAACGCUGGUCAAGUCCAAGCGCAUGUCACCUGAAGAGGAGAUUCACAUGCUGAUGCACAAGAAUGAUCUGCCUCGCAACUUGUCGCUUCUUGAGAAGAUGCAGCGGCUCUUGACGGCGCUUGGCGACGUGGCAGUCUCGGCCACUUUCAUCGACACCAUCACGAUGGGAAUCGGUCGCUUAGUGGACGAUAUCGCACCAGUCGUCCAUAUCCUCUUGGUCAAGCAUGGCUGGGAGGCCCUGCAGUCGUCGAUGCUUCGGCUCGUCCAGCGCUGGAUCGAGACCGACCCAGACGCCACGAUGCAGCUGCUCAUGAGCUUGGCUGGUCUCAAUACCGAGUCGUCCGUGUGUCCACCGCUGUCUCAACCGUUUGAGGCCGAGCUCUUCAAGCGCUGCUACGACGUCGUGCUGGCAACACCCAGUCUCUUUACUGAGACAAAGGGUAUGCUGCCCCGUGGCCCUACCUCUGUCAUGGGCCUCUUCUUGCUCGAGCACUACUUGGCGACGACAGCGGCGCAGCUCCAAGACGCCCACUACGCGAGCCAACGUCUGCCUUUGAGUCUCGUGCCGGCCAUCGACGCCUUCCUCUUUGCGAACCCAUCUCUCAGCAGCUUGUUCUGCUCCUCGGCCGAGUGGCACCCGCUCAAGGACCUUGGUGUCGGGCUGGCGUCGGCCGUGCGCUGCCAACCGUCGCUGCCACUUCCACCGGCCAUGAUUGACGAGGUCCUCGCAGCCAUGCAAGCACCCAUGACGCCGCGCCUCAAGAUUCGAAUGGCGCACCAACAAGCCGACAUUGCCGCCGCGGUGCUCGUCUUGGCGAGUCUCUCGCAGCGUCUUGACGCAGCACUCUUUGACAUUUUGGUCGACAUUUAUGGGCUUCGACUGCUCCCGAUCGUCGCCUCGAUCGCCUCGCAGCUACCGGACGAUGCGAUCGUGGGCCAGCUCGUUGCUGCGUACAUUGACAGCUCGGUAGACACGCUCGUCGACGAGGCCAAGUGGCCCGAGCCGUUCAACCGUCAAACGUACACCGGUCGGUACAUGGAAGCAACGUACACGUUUGGUGCCGACAUCUUUGUCAGCGCAGUGGAGCUUUUGCUUCGCUUUGCGCCCGACACGGCCCUUGCGUUUGCUUCGAGAUGGCUGCAAUUGCUACCGACGACGCUCGACGAGCUCCAUGACCGACUUGUGCCGGUGGUGCCGCGCCUUGACCGCCACAGCUCCGUCUUUCGUUUGCUCUUCUCGGCGAUGAUCGAUCGCUUUACCGCAGUGUCGGAGCUGCUCAACAUCGUCAGCUUGGCCGCGCCAUCGCCACGAGAUGUCGACCCCGACCAUUGCAACCAGUGCCGACAUGCGGAUUUUUUUUUGGCGCAAUCGGACAUGACCAAUUUGAAGCUAUAUCGAAGCAGGCCCGACGUCUGCGUCGACCUCGCUCGGGUUGUCGACGCGAACGCCACGCGGCUCUGUUUCGUGACCGGCGACGACGGCAAGUGCCGCCUCGAGAAGGUGCGCCAGCCCAAUCAAGCGUCACCGACCGAGUGGGACGUGCACCACGCCAAGAUGAAGACCCAUGCGCGCAUCGCGGCGUGCAUUGCGAGUUUGACAAGCACAGUGGGUGGCGAGCCAGAGGAUGCAUCGAACGAGUCGACGGAGCCACCGGCCAAGCGCGUGCGGCGGUCGUAA